CCGGGGCGGAGCUUGUAGGAGCUAGCAGAAGCUCGAGCGGAGAGCGCAGGCGCGGCUGAUCUACCAUGGCCGAAAACCUGUACCGAACCCGGUCCCGGGUUUACAGCCCAUCCGUGCUGUUUCUGCACCCAGAUAUGGGUAUAGGCGGUGCCGAGCGCCUAGUGCUGGACGCGGCGCUGGCGCUGCAGGAGUACGGCUGUCAGGUGAAGAUAUGGACCGCGCACUACGACCCAAACCACUGUUUCAUUGAGACCCGCGAGCUCUCGGUGCAGUGCGCAGGGGACUGGCUGCCUCGCAGCCUGGGCUGGGGCGGCCGCGGCGCCGCCAUCUGCUCCUACGUGCGCAUGGUCUUUCUGGCGCUCUACGUGCUGUUUCUCUCCGGCGAGGAGUUCGACGUGGUGGUGUGCGACCAGGUGUCUGCCUGCAUCCCUGUGUUCAAACUGGCCAGACGGCGGAAGAGGGUCCUCUUUUACUGUCACUUCCCAGAUCUGCUGCUUACUCAGAGAAAUUCAUCUCUGAAGAAGUUCUACAGGGCCCCCAUCGACUGGAUCGAGGAGUACACCACGGGCAUGGCAGAUCGCAUCUUGGUCAACAGCCAGUACACAGCUUCCGUCUUUAAGGAAACCUUCAAGACCCUGUCUCACAGAAAUCCCGAUGUGCUCUACCCAUCUCUGAACAUCGGCAGCUUCGACUUGGCCGUUCCUGAAAAGAUAGAUGACCUAGUCCCCAAGGGGAAACAGUUCCUGUUCCUCUCCAUCAACCGGUACGAGAGGAAGAAAAACCUGCCCUUGGCCCUGAGCUCCCUGGUCCAGCUUCGCGCUCGGUUGCCGCCUCAAGAGUGGGAGAAGGUUCAUCUGUUCAUGGCUGGCGGCUACGACGACAGGGUCCUGGAGAACGUGGAGCACUAUAAGGAGUUGAAGAAAAUAGUCCAAGAGUCAGAUCUCGAGCGGCACGUGACCUUCCUGCGGUCCUUCUCAGACAGACAGAAGAUCUCACUCCUCCACGGCUGCUUGUGUGUGCUCUACACGCCCAGCAAUGAGCACUUUGGCAUCGUCCCUCUGGAGGCCAUGUACAUGCAGUGCCCGGUCAUCGCUGUCAAUUCCGGUGGGCCCUUGGAGUCUAUUGUCCACAAGGUCACGGGGUUUCUGUGUGAGCCCGACCCAGUUCACUUCUCGGAAGCCAUGGAGAAGUUCAUCCACAAACCAUCCUUAAAGGCAACGAUGGGCCUGGCCGGAAAAGCCAGGGUGGCAGAGAAGUUUUCCGCUGAUGCAUUUGCAGAUCAGCUCUACCAGUAUGUCACCAAACUGGUGUAGUCGGGAGAGUGUCAGGUAGGGUCUGUAUGCCUCGUGCACUGCAGUCCCUCUUCUGGGUUGUAGAAGCACCUUUGAAACCAAAAGAGGAGGGGGAAAAAAAGGAGCUAGAAUCUAGUGCUAGUGAGAUAAUUUUUUUUUUUAAGUAGACUUGAGUCUUGAGUGUGAGCCACCUGUCCACCACACCCACCUGUCAUUUUCUGAAAAUACUCUCAAUGCUGUAAUCAUUCCGAAUCACAUCAGUAUUGUGGAAAGUACGGUAGAAAUCUGCUGCUAGCAGACGAUUUUAAUUCUAUUUUCCUGGAUUAUUGUUCCUUUAUAUAUAAAGGUUUAAUCAUCCAGUGCCUUAAUUGGCUUUAGUAGUUUAGGUCCUAACCAUUGCCACAGUCAGUUGAUUUGACUUCAGAGUGUAAUGGGAACGGAGCUACUGUGGUUCCCAUGCUCAGUUUACUUAAAGGGUUCUCUAGUAGCUGCUCAGAAAUUCUUGUUGGAAUUUUGGCUGGAUCCACAGCAAGAGUCCUCAGUAUUAUUUAUUUGUUUUGUUUUGUGUUCUGUUUUGUUUUUACUGCAACUUGACAAUAAAAGAUGUUUGGCAUUGGAAGAGAAUAGAACAUUAGGUCUGGGCCCAGCGCUCUGACUCCGUCUUGUUUAAUAGUUUAACCUGAAGUCGCAAGACUGGGAUAAACAGGAGAGCUGACAUGAAGGACAUCAUCGCACAUGUUUCGGCUUACUGUGUCAGAACUACACGUGCUUGGCCUUAUUUCUUUGAGCCUGUGGCAGAAGAGUGUAUCGAGGCAGAAAGCAGAAAGGUCCAACCUCCCUUUCUAGAAAAUGUCCCUUGAUGUCCUGAUUCUCUUCCACUAGUCCUCACUACUAAAGGUCCUGUCACCUCUCAGUAACACUGUGGGCCGGGAACCAAGCCUCAGGGCACAGGCCUUUGGGAGCUGUAUUAGAGUUCUCGAGAAGAAUAAACAGCACUUACAGAAGGAAUUCCCAGAAGAAGAAUGACUUACAGGCUUCUGUCCAGCUAAUCCAACAGUGAGCAGAAAGUCCAAAAAUCCAGCAGUUCGGGCCAUGAGGCUGGGUGUCUCGGCUGGUCUUCAGUAGACUCUGGAAUCCCAAUGACGUAGGCUCUAACGCCAGUGAAGGAAUGGACUUGCCAACAAGGUGAGGCCAAGCAGGCAAAGAGCAAAAGCUCCCUUCGUCCUGUCCUCAAGUAGACUUCUAGCAGAAGGCGUGGCCCAGACUAGAGGUGUGUCUUCCCACCUCAAGAUCAGGAUUAAAGAAGAUCUACUGACUUCAAAUUAAGCAAAACUCCCUCCCAGGUGUGCCCUCUGUCAUUAGAUUUUAGUUCAUUCAAGAUGGAGUCAAGUUGACAACCAAGAAUGGCCAUCACCGGGGACACUCCACAUAUAAACUGUAUACCAAGCUUCAUAUUUCAGACAUGUUUCUUAAUGUCAUCCACGUCUCCAGCCCCUGUAGUGUGUAUGUGUUGUAUUCUCUGCAGAAUUUAGCAUGCCCGUGUUUCCUGUCCUUCACAUAAACGCCUUUGUGUGAAGCUUGCUUGAUCCUCCACUCCCCUCUCCAGCCCCCACCCCUGUGACACUGCCCAGUAAUAACUGUUCGUUGUUUACCUGUUGCUUGUAAGUGCAAGUAUUAAAGCAAUUUGAAAGCUAAACUCACCUGUAAGACUAUAAUAAAUACCUGUAAUCCAA
Messenger RNA from Rattus norvegicus (Norway rat), 3025 nucleotides. It is a transcript of the gene Alg2, whose product is annotated as ALG2, alpha-1,3/1,6-mannosyltransferase. Lineage: Eukaryota; Metazoa; Chordata; Mammalia; Rodentia; Muridae. Gene Ontology annotation, molecular function: GDP-Man:Man(1)GlcNAc(2)-PP-Dol alpha-1,3-mannosyltransferase activity; alpha-1,3-mannosyltransferase activity; glycosyltransferase activity. Gene Ontology annotation, biological process: glycoprotein biosynthetic process; dolichol-linked oligosaccharide biosynthetic process. The transcript is spliced from 2 exons. The record is from RefSeq and is marked validated. Gene Ontology annotation, cellular component: membrane; endoplasmic reticulum membrane; cytoplasmic side of endoplasmic reticulum membrane. The coding region runs from base 66 to 1313 and encodes 415 amino acids.